UGUUCCAGGGAGGGAAGCAUCCUUCCGGUCUCAGCGAUCCCGCCGUAGUUUAAACCGGGAAGAUGGCGUCUGUUCCUGAAACAGUGCUUGUCUCCGCCCCGCAGGAUGCCCAGGCCGCCUCAGACUCCCAGGACACGGCAGCAGCCGCCUCUCCCCUAGAGGACUUCCGAGUGCGCUGCACCUUGAAGAGGGCAGUGGUGGAGGUGAUGGAGAUGUGCGGUCACUUCGUGCAGGAGCUCGGGGCCGCGCUUCCGGAGGACAUCCGCGAGCUCGCGCUGCGGGACGCGCAGUGGACGUUUGAGUCAGCUGUGCAGGAGAACGUCAGCUUUAACGGACUGGCCUGGGAGGAAGCUAAAGAUGAUUGUUUUAUGGAUUCUGACAUCAAAAUGCUUGAAGAUGAAUUUGAUGAGCUCAUAGUAGAUGUUGCAACGAAGCGGAGGCAGUAUCCCAGAAGGAUCCUUGAGAGUGUCAUCAAAACCCUGAAAGCUCAGCAUGCGAGCCUGAAGCAGUAUCGCCCUGUUGUACAUCCUCUGGACCUGAAAUGUGACCCUGACCCAGCUUCUUGUGUAGAAGAUUUGAAACGCCGAGGAGAAGCCAUAGCGAAGGAAAUGAGUGAGGCCAUGAAGGCUCUGCCUGCGCUAAUUGAACGAGGAGACGGCUUUUCCCAGGUCCUAAAGAUGCAGCCUGUCAUUCAGCUGCAGAGGAUCAACCAGGAAGUCUUCUCCAGCCUAUACAGGAAAGCAGAUUCCAAGCCUGACAGACGUGUGACAAAUGUAGAAACCACACCACCCGAGACUGGAGCCAGGAAGGCCUCCAACAUUGUGCUAAAGAGGAAGCAAGCCCCAGACUGUGCCCAGAGAAAGUGCUACCCGCUGCGGCUGAAGAGAAUUAAUCUCGAUAUGUGAGCUGUUUGUUGGGGAGUUGAAAGUCAAUGUUGCCAACAUUUGGGUCACAGUCUGAUGCCUGAGUGACUUGACUUGAAGUAACUGACUCUGUACAGGUCCCGUGUGCUGUUGUGAUAUCCUGGAAUACAGCUGAGUGCUGUACUUCUUCCAGUCCUGCACAGACCUGUUGGUGGCCUCAGAUGACACCAGCUCUUGGCUGCCUUGCAGCUUUGAGACAUCCCAGGGAUGUGCUCUGAGGGGUUUUGUUGAUGCACAGCUCUCUGUGUGAAGCUAUGAGGUGGUUCCCUGUGGUCAGAGCUGGCGUUGGCUCUGCAGCAGCGUGUGCAUUUCUAGGCAGUUUAUCAGAUGAAUGCACAGAAAGUGGGCCUGGCCUUAGGUUUGGUCCAUGGUCAUAAAUUUGAGGUUUUAGAGUUUAAAGAUAAAUGAGAAGCUAUUACCUAUGCAGGAAAUAUUCUUAAAAAGAAAACCUGGGACACAGAGUCUUUAUUUCCUGCCUACGUUUUUAUUUCCAUAAAUCUUUGAAUAUAAUUUAGCUGAAAACUGAUAGUUUCUUUUAAAGUCCUUAUUUCCAAAUAGAUCCUUCUAGUUAAAAGUAUGUAUUAGGAUUGAUUGACAUGUCAUUUUCCACAGAUUAAGCAGAGUAAACUGCUCUUAUGGACAUUUGUAUAUCUGAGAUAACGUGUCAGACUCAGGUGGUGUCAGCAAACCUCCACUGAGAGUUGAACACAGCCUCUUAGCGUGCCUCUGCCUCUGACCCAGUGCAUUGCAGACAGGGCCGUAGAGCUUGCCACCUUUUUCCUUUGGGUGAUUGUACUCAUGUCCAUUUUCAGAGAGAUUUACCGAUCAUGAUUUGGAAAGUCUGAUUGCUUUUAUUCAUUGUGUCCUACUGAGCAUGAACAAACACCUUUGUCUGCUUUUCUCAGUUGGGAAAGCUUUAUGGCGAUGCUGCUUUAUGGAACUCAGGUUCUGUUUUAGUUAAAAUUUGAUUUAGUGUUAGUAAUUGUAUGGAGCAGUGUUUGGGUUUUUAAAGUAAUGCAUAAAGACCAGAAUCUUGGCACUGUGCCUUUUCCAGCUAACAAGGCAUUCUUGGUACUGGCUUUCAUGGGAGAGCAGGCUGGUGCUCCGCAUUUCAGAGUGAACUAGCUCUCACUGUGCGUCACCUCCUGUGCCUUUUGAGGCAUUAAAGUGCUGUGACUGAGUUUGCUUGAGAAGUGCCCAAACAGGCAAGGCUAGGACAGCAGGCUGGGAGGCAGUGUGGUGGGAGUCAUUGAUGCAAGAGCUAUGUAGCAAGAUGGGAGAAUGAGCUUGGGGUAUCCCCCUAGGUGGUUCUGGCUGGACCUAUAAAGUCAAAUGGCGAAAGCCUGCCUGGGCCCUGAGGUCUCACUCAGGGGAGUGACUUGAUCCUGUCUGUGGCUUACAGCACUUGCUUAGUAGUGAGCGCUGAGAGGUAUUUUGUCCUCCGCACAGAAGCUAGGUGAGCAGAGGGCCCCAAGGAUCCUUGAGGCCCACUUAAAACAGGAGUUCUUAAAUGGGGCUUUCUUCCCAGCGGGCCUGUGGUAAUUGUGAAGAUGUUUUUGCCUAUCAUAACUUAAGGUGUGUGUGGUGGGGGGUUGGGAGGUUUGGAUGUAUCAUUAUCAUCUAGUGAAUAGAUGGCCCGAUGGCUGGCACAGCGAACCAUCUGCCCCAAGACCAGUGAUGCUGCGGUGGAGAAGCCCGCUGAGGGGGACAGACCAACAGCAUAGUGUGGUGUGAUCAUUAUAGCUCUCCAGGCCAGUCUGGGAAAUGCUGUUUGUCUUGGUUGUCCACUGUCAGCCUUCAUAAGACUGCAAUGCAUGCUCUUAUUAUAUAGAAUCAGACUGUAGAAUACAUGUAAAAAAGCCACAAGUAAAAAAGAAAUGUUAAUCGUAA
This is a messenger RNA of Mastomys coucha (southern multimammate mouse), 2813 nucleotides long. It is a transcript of the gene Nsl1, whose product is annotated as NSL1 component of MIS12 kinetochore complex. The record is from RefSeq and is a predicted model, not a curated record. Gene Ontology annotation, biological process: mitotic sister chromatid segregation. The transcript has 6 exons. Gene Ontology annotation, cellular component: kinetochore; MIS12/MIND type complex. Lineage: Eukaryota; Metazoa; Chordata; Mammalia; Rodentia; Muridae. Bases 63 to 905 code for a protein of 280 amino acids.